UGCCCUCUUGACGUCAGAGGGGGAGUUCUGUGAUCAGAACUUCCUCACACAUUUGAUUUGACUUAUUUUGUCUCAUCACUACGGACGCUUGGGAGGAAUGAGGUUUAGCCUCAGUCUCGCAUAUCUCUUUUCGUACAACUUGCUUCAGUUCUACGGACACACAUGGAUUUUCACAAACAUGACAGCCAGAUUUCUCUCUUUUGGGGAAGAUGCCCAGGCUGGCACCUUCUACUUUGUGGGCGUUAUGAUGGGCGCUUGUCAGCUUCUGUCUUUGUUAGAACUGUUUCAUAUUGCAGAUGGUUUUGAGGGAAUAAGCAUUUUGCAUAUGUUGCCAUACUUGUCCGAGUCUGAAGGAAAGGAUUCGGUGCAGCUUAAAGUACCUGCAUCAAUAUUCAUUUAUUCCCCAUACAUUCUUAUGGGUUGGUUACUUCUUCUUGUAUUAGGAUCCAGUUUAACAGUACUACUCUUGCUGAAGGAAAGGAAGGAGGAUCUUGAGAGCUGGAAUAAGAAACUGAAGAAAGACUAACCAGAGAAAUUAUCAGUACAGGUUCUCCUAUUCACCAGUGCCAAACAUUUUAACCUUAGGAGUAUUAAUUGGAGGCGGAGUGGCUUGUUGAACUCCGCCCUGUGUCGAAACACAAUUAUGUUUGUUUGUUAAGUGUUACAAUUGUAAGUAUUUACAGUUUUUCUGAAUUGCUAAUACACAUUUCUUAAAAC
Sinocyclocheilus grahami is the source of this 717-nucleotide messenger RNA. Its product is annotated as very-long-chain (3R)-3-hydroxyacyl-CoA dehydratase 4-like. Gene Ontology annotation, molecular function: 3-hydroxyacyl-CoA dehydratase activity. The record is from RefSeq and is a predicted model, not a curated record. Lineage: Eukaryota; Metazoa; Chordata; Actinopteri; Cypriniformes; Cyprinidae. The coding region runs from base 98 to 526 and encodes 142 amino acids. The transcript is spliced from 5 exons. Gene Ontology annotation, biological process: sphingolipid biosynthetic process; very long-chain fatty acid biosynthetic process; fatty acid elongation. Gene Ontology annotation, cellular component: endoplasmic reticulum membrane.